Lottia gigantea (owl limpet) is the source of this 1065-nucleotide messenger RNA. RefSeq lists its product as hypothetical. The transcript has a single exon. Bases 1 to 1065 code for a protein of 354 amino acids. Gene Ontology annotation, cellular component: membrane. The record is from RefSeq and is a predicted model, not a curated record. Gene Ontology annotation, molecular function: neuropeptide receptor activity. NCBI's taxonomy places the organism in Eukaryota, Metazoa, Mollusca, Gastropoda, Lottiidae. Gene Ontology annotation, biological process: neuropeptide signaling pathway.
AUGGAACAUGUGUUUAGAGAUACGGACAAACCACAGGAAUCAGAUGUACGAAUUGCCAGAAUAUUAUUGUUAAUGCCCAGAUUAGUGUUUUUAAUUCUGGUGUUUGUUGUUGGCUCUGUAGGAAAUGUGAUUGUACUGUAUGUUUAUCAUUUUAAAUGGCGGAAUUCUACCUUUACUUUAUUUGUAAAAGUGCUAGCAUUAUUAGAUCUGUUAAAUUGUUUUACCAGUACACCUGCUGCUAUUAUUUUAGUUCUUGGACAAGAUCAUGUUUAUGUAGAUACUCUGUGUGCAAUUACUCCUUUUCUGUCUCUGUAUACAUCUAUCGUUUCCGGUAUAUUAUUUGUUAUCAUAGCAGUACAGAGAUAUUUGGGUAUAUGUAAACCAUUGAAAGUUUCAUUUGAAUUACCAUUGGCUAAAAAACUGUGUCUAUUUGCGAUAUCUCUGGGAGUGUUACCCAGUAUGUUACGAUUAUUUUUGGACAGUGGAUUAACGUACCAUGUGUCAUUUAACGAUAUAAAAUUUAAUAUAACUAUGUGUGUUGUAACAGAAGAAUCACGUUUAGUACCGAUAUAUAAAGUUUAUAUGGGAGUGUUAGCAUUGUUGUUCUUUGCAAUAUUUGGAACUUUAAUUCUGCUAUAUGUGUUAAUGUGGAGGAAGAUGUUUAGACAUGCUGAUCAAAGAACAGAAUUAUUCCAAAAUCAACAGUCAGUGAGAAACAUUAGACAGUGCAAUGCCAACAAAUACAACUCGUUUAAGAUAUUUUUUGCAGUAACUGUUGUAUUCUUAGUGAGUUAUUUACCACAUUUAACCGUCUUAACAGUUCGCACUCUAGAUCAUGAUUUAACAACUGUUAGAAGAGCGUUUUAUGAUCUGGCAUAUUAUAGUCCGUUGUGGAACAAUGCUGCAAAUCCUUUAAUAUACAGUUUUUUCUCAGCUGAAUUCCGAUUUCAGUGUCGUGAAUUAUUCUGUUCAAAAUGUUGCAGGAAAGAAAAGUGUUACAAUGAUACAUUUAGAAUGCAGUCUAUGAAUCAAGCCUCUCGUAGAACUCUUCACAGUAUUGCUUAA